UCCUCCAUGCCUCUUUUUUUCUACGUGUUAACUUCUCUAGUAAGCUCGAGUAUCCAUUUUCCAACCCCAACACCCUCCCACAUUUCCAACUGGGACACGUUGGCCAAUCAUCACCUGAGCCACACCCAACCCUCACCGCGGUGCCCACCCGUCCACCACCACCACCACCACCUCCUCCUCCUCCUCCUUUCUCCGAUCUCCCCGAAAACCAGUUUCGAAAUCCUAAAAACAAAAUCUGCAGCUUAUCUGGCUAAAUUGUUCCAGUAUUAAGUUCAAUAGUUAGCAAAUCGAAGAAGGUUCGAUGGAAAUUCCAACUGCAUCAACAUAUGAUAAAAAACAAGAUAAAGCUCCAAUGAAUUUGUGUGAUAAGGGAGAAAAAAGUAAUCCGUUGGAGGAUCGGAUUAGUCAACUGCCGGACGCGAUUCUGGUUGACAUCAUUUCCCCGUUGAGGAUUAAGGAAGUAGCAAGGACUAGUAUACUCUCUAAGAGGUGGAGAUAUUUGUGGACACAUGUUACAAGUCUCAACUUUGAUCAUCAUGAUGGUGAACAUCCACGUACCUCCACAAGGACCACAACAGUUAAUCGGUCAGAGAGACGUCGUCUAGAAGAAGCGACAAACAGAAGACAACGAAUCCGGCAAUUGCGCCAGGGUUUAACACCUUUAAACUUAGGUGAAUGCAGAGGUGGUUCUUCCUCAGCGGGUUCCGGUUCAAGAUCUAGGCACCCCGAUGGGAUUCCAAGACUAAUUCGCCCACCAUCACCACCACCGUGUACGGUGGUGACUAAAGUCCUGCGAUCGCAUCAGGGUCCAACUGUAGAUGGAGUCAGAAUUUGUGCAUCUUGUUAUAGCUCGGAUAAUGUCGAUGAUUUUAUCGAAUUUGCAAUUCAAAAGGAAGUUCAAAGGCUUGAGAUAGACAAAUCGAUAGAAAAAGACGCCAAGUGUUGGGAGAAGCCUUUCAACAACCCUUUUGGUGUUUCACGCAUUAAGUCCCUCAGACACCUCUCUUUGAAGUACAUACCUAUAACUGAUGAAGUUGUUGGGCUGGUUCUAUCCGAAUGUCAACUUCUUGAACACCUCAGUAUUUGUCGCUCAAGCGAUCUUUAUGCUGUUAAAGCGGUUGGUUCAUCACUCCGGUUGAAGUUCCUACAAAUAAGUUAUUGCGGUGGCAUAGUCAGAGUUGAUAUUUCUGCCCCUAAUCUUGUGUCAUUUAUAUAUCGCGGACAAAAUGUGUAUAGAAGAGGAAUUGUUUUGAAACAUGCACCCAAGCUCGUUGACGUAUCUCUCUCUGAAGACGAACCUGAUAGCAUUACCAAACAUCUUCUGUCGAUAUCAGCUCGACUUUCAUACCUACAGACUCUCCACCUGUGGAUGAAUCUGAGAAGGACAAAUGUUGUGCUCCCACAAUUUCCCGAAUUAACUAGUCUGAAAGACUUGUCGUUGACUGUACAUGCCAAAAAUGGUGGGCAAAGUCUCCUGGAUAUGACUUGCUUGUUAGAGCAAUCUCCCUUCUUGCAGAGAUUAACAUUCCAGAUACAAUGGGGACUUGUUUGCGAGGGCGUUACCAGAACCAUGCAGGAGAUUAAAAGAUGUCCUCAUCAAUGCCUUAAGGAGGUGAGAUUUUCUGGGUUCAUUGGGAUGGGUGGGUCAAUUAUCGAUACGGAGUUUGCCAUGUAUCUGGUGGAAAAUGCUGUGGUACUUGAAAAGUUUAUCAUCGAACUUGAAAAGGUCAAAUUAGCUUAUAGACUGCUAGAGUUUGCUACAACGGAGGAGAAAUUAGAAGCAACAAAGGAGCAUGCUUUGCAGCUAAUUGGAACACAAUUACCACCAGGAGCUGAGUUGUUUAUCAUAUAAGUCCUUUCAUUUAUCUGUUUUUGCAGCAUACUUGGAGCUCUCUUUAGUCUGCAACAUUUGUAUAAUUCGCAGUUUGCAAGUUUGCAGUUACUGACCAUGUAAUGAUUUAAGGGUAUCAAUGGAUUAGUUUUGAGUUGUCAUAAGACAAUAAUCCCAUCCUAUGUGCUAAAUGAAAUGCAAUAAUCCUAUGUAAUAAAGAAAUUUCUCGUUUACGCUAUAA
This is a messenger RNA of Pyrus x bretschneideri (Chinese white pear), 2072 nucleotides long. RefSeq names its product putative F-box protein At3g58860. Lineage: Eukaryota; Viridiplantae; Streptophyta; Magnoliopsida; Rosales; Rosaceae. The transcript has 4 exons. The record is from RefSeq and is a predicted model, not a curated record. The coding region runs from base 302 to 1852 and encodes 516 amino acids. Gene Ontology annotation, molecular function: protein binding.